AUGCCGAUCCGCGGUUUCGACGAUUGGGCUAGCACCCGCGGCCAGACCUUGUCCCUCUCCGCUCUGAAAGGUGCCGUCAUUGGUAUCCAUGCUUCUCACUACCUUGACCUCCAUUUAAACCACCAUGUUACAAAAGAGCCCCUCCUCAUUGCUUUGGGGGGCUUUCCGUUUGCAUUAAAAGCUCAUGUCGAGAGAGAACUCCAAGCACUUAAGAAUGCUGGAAUUUCCUGCAUCUUCGUAUUCGAUGGAUUGGAGAUUGGGAAGCCGGAACCAGACAUUGUAGCUCAGAAUCAGUCUACCCGCGCCUUGGAACAGGCUUGGGAGUAUUAUGACCAGCAGCAGGCGGACCAGGUGGUUGAUGCGUUCAGCAACGCUGGAAGCGCAAAGCCGGAAUCACUCUACAAGUUCCUUCAGAGGAUUUUACUUGCGGAGGGAGUUGAUUUCAUGGUGGCACCAUAUUCUGCAGCCCCUCAGCUCGCCUAUCUUGAGAAAGGUCCCCAGAUCAUCGAUGCGAUCUUCGGGCCAUCAGACCUCUUUCUGUUCGACGUGGAGAAGGUUAUCACUAAACUUGACACGGACCUGUUCCACUUCAACUGGAUUACAAGGCAAACGUGUGCAAAUGAUCUGAACCACUUGAGCAAUGAACAGUUCGCCGACUUUUGUCUCCUCCUUGGCUCUCCCUACCUUCGCACUUUUCCACCUUUCGAAAACCAUCCAUACCCGGGCAAAGCAGUCAACAUUCGCGAUGCGCUCAAUCUAUACAAUAGUGCAGGAAGGAACGCACUCGCCCUCUGCGCCCAGUUCGAAGACGAUCAGCGCGUCCACGAUCUACAGUAUUUAGACCGCUUCAAGCGGACAUUCAUAAUCCUUAAACAUCAUAUUAUCAUGGAUAUCGAUGGCAAAGUAGGGCCAAUGGAUCCUGAGAAUGCGCCCUCUGAUCUGCAUGAAUUGAUCGGACAACGCCUUCCAGAAGAACUUUACUUCUAUAUCUCCAAGGGCAUUCUUGGGCCAAACGUUCCCAAUUGGCUGACAUCCGGUGAAAUUCCAGUCACCCUUCCGCUGGGUACGGAGGAUUCUGACGUCUAUCGCCGCCUUGUCUCCGAUACACUUACCCCUAUCCGAACUCAAUCUCUUUGUUUGCUCUCGAACUCACUACAUCGGUUUUAUCAAACAAAAGCUAUUCAUAUUCGCCCCUGGUACGACAAUAAGUCUGAACGGACUGUCAGCCUGAAAUCGUUGCCAUCAGUGAAGGAGACCAUUGUGUCUUGGAAACUUGGCAAAUUUCAACUCCCAGAUAACUUACAAGAACUUCAGCCGCUCUCCUCAAAAGCUGAGAUUCUUGCCAAUGUCAUGUGGCGGUUCUUACAACUUCGCGGCUACAUUGACGAGAAGCAUCAACUCACUGGAUGGGGUCAGUCGUUAGAGGCUGCUCUGUCCUCAUUAACCUCGUCCGAGAAUUUGGAAGAGCCCACAUUCCUCGCCAUAGAGAUGCUCCGCCUAGGGGUUUUAAAUGCCAAAGACAUGUUUUCGAACAUUUCUGGAGGCCCAAUGCGAGGCACAUCCGAAGAAAAGUCUUUUAAUCUCUUGGUUUCUCGGGUUGCAUCCUUGGGCAAGAUUCGCCACAAGUCCAUCGGAUAUUCGGGCCCGCUAAGCAGACAGCUUUUGUCAUUCCAUUCAUUAAUUUACGCGGUUCGCUCGAGUCUCCGCGAUUUAAUAGAGGUUGUUCUUGCUGGCCUUCUUCUUAGCGGAGAAGCAGAACGUGACCGCAAUGAUUGGUCUAGCUUGAGUCUUAGCCUACCUUUCAUUGACGAUAAUGAUUGCGGCCUGGGAAUUGCAGUGCGCACAUAUCUCGACGAUUUACCGCAACAGAAUGAGCCUACGUCACAGACUGUAAGGGCCGAGGUCAAGGCUAAAGGAAAAGAAUGGUUUCAACAUAGUCACAGCUUCGAGGGAAACUUAGGCGUGGCUUUUCAGCUUUGGGACGCCGUUUGCAAAGCCGCCCGAAAUACUCCAUCAAAGGAAGUUCCGGGUGCGAAGAUUUGGGAGGACACGAAUAAAUGGCUUGAAGAACGACGGUAA
This is a messenger RNA of Uncinocarpus reesii 1704, 2079 nucleotides long. RefSeq lists its product as uncharacterized. Lineage: Eukaryota; Fungi; Ascomycota; Eurotiomycetes; Onygenales; Onygenaceae. The record is from RefSeq and is a predicted model, not a curated record. The transcript is spliced from 8 exons. The coding region runs from base 1 to 2079 and encodes 692 amino acids. Gene Ontology annotation, biological process: DNA double-strand break processing; mismatch repair; DNA recombination. Gene Ontology annotation, molecular function: 5'-flap endonuclease activity; 5'-3' DNA exonuclease activity. Gene Ontology annotation, cellular component: nucleus.